GGCAGAGAAGGGAAACCAUCGGCGGAGGGUGGGGCACCCAUCGCCUCCCAGUCGUAAUGAUGGUGGGCAAACAGCGGGUGGCAGAGCCACGGGUAGUGGCCAGUCGGACGGUGGUGUCUCCUGAGUUCGCCCGCCGAUUGCAGAAGGAGCGUGGGUUUUGUGGCUGCUGGCGGUGUUCCCUGCACCGCUACCGGCCAAUGACAGGAACGGUGAUGUAUGUCGUGCUUUUCCAUGCCCACCCAAACUGACGGGAAGACAUGACACUACCGACGCUCCCCUUCGCUGGACAUGGCACCUUCGUCUACUCACCGGUGGGUAGUCCAACAACAGCCGAAACUUUCGCUUGACGAUGGGAGGAAGACGCAGUGGCAUAUUCUCCACCUUCUCUGGACGAAAGCAAGGGAACUCUGGAGAGGAGCCUUGACGCUGGAUUUGGUAUGCCUGCUGGCAAUGGAGCUUUGGUGGGAAUCCCUUCCAUUGAUGCAUAAUCAUGAUUCCAGAUCCCCCCAAAGCCCUGGCGCCUCUCGCAGAGUGAUCCCACAAUUGGUCACCCCCUUCAGCUUCCAAUGCGCAAAUGUUGGGAAAGUCAUUUAUAGCAGGAAGUGCCUCAUUUUGUGCAUUUUUUUGUGCAUUCUGCAAAUCCAAGCAGAGCAUUCCUCUGAACUCGUCCCUAAACUCAUCGAACCUUUGAGCGACGAAUUCGACUUUCCUUAUUGCAGUAGCAAGAUCCUGUCUGAUGUGAUCUCAGAAUCGUGCUUGGCCACGUCUGUUUAACUUUGUUCUCCCCUGUUUCUCCGUGUGCUGAAACAAAUUGAAGACAGAACGCAUCAGCAUGUGCAAGGGAGAAGAAAGAUGUUUUCGAGAAGACAAUAGCCAAGCCAAAGGAUGGUGGAACAUGAUUUUUCCAUCAAAAUCGUCGUUUCAACCCAUUAGCCCCCACACAAAAAAUGCACUUUUCCUUUUUAUUUCACUCGUCCAUCACUAUUUUUUCCUCCAAAAUGGUAAAUGCUGACAAGAGAAUGUCUGAAACAGACAGGCGCCAGAGUUAAACCAACCUGCCAUGGUCUACGAUCACCAUGCUUUUAUGAUGACACUGCCACUGGCUUACCUCAGAGUCUAAAAUGGGCAGAGCAGGAGGUUUGAUUCAGUGUAAUCUCAACAGACCAGCGACAAAGCCAGGGAUGAAUUUUUCUUUAAAAAUAAGAUAAUCAUGUUUGAUCAUGUUUAAGAACUUACAUACUUUUGUUUUCUUUUAUGCUCCCCAUCCUUCACAAUCUUUUUUUUUUUCUGUUUGAAUUUUUCUAUAACAUGAGGAACCCACAAUAGGAAGACGAGAUUCCACAAAAUGUCUGUGGGAAAAAACUCCACAACUUGUACACCUCACCUGGAUUUUCUG
This is a messenger RNA of Nymphaea colorata (pocket water lily), 1396 nucleotides long. RefSeq lists its product as uncharacterized. The coding region runs from base 289 to 774 and encodes 161 amino acids. The transcript has 2 exons. The record is from RefSeq and is a predicted model, not a curated record. NCBI's taxonomy places the organism in Eukaryota, Viridiplantae, Streptophyta, Magnoliopsida, Nymphaeales, Nymphaeaceae.